Messenger RNA from Talaromyces atroroseus, 1497 nucleotides. RefSeq lists its product as hypothetical. NCBI's taxonomy places the organism in Eukaryota, Fungi, Ascomycota, Eurotiomycetes, Eurotiales, Trichocomaceae. Gene Ontology annotation, biological process: transmembrane transport. Bases 1 to 1497 code for a protein of 498 amino acids. Gene Ontology annotation, cellular component: membrane. The record is from RefSeq and is a predicted model, not a curated record. Gene Ontology annotation, molecular function: transmembrane transporter activity. The transcript is spliced from 6 exons.
AUGGAAAUCGAUACAGAGAAGACCAUUGACGAGCACAUUGAGAACAGCACCGUCCUCAAGGAGGCGUCUCGGGUCCCGGAUUUCAAAUACACAAGAUCACCUCAGGAACGACGGUUGAUUUGGAAACAAGACCUUCUAAUUGUGUCUCUUCUUGCAGGAUGUUUCUUUUUUGCUUACUUGGACCGUACGCAAAUCGGCAACGCGAGGAUCAUGGGUCUUGAAGCCGGUUUGGGGAUCUCGAGUAGCCAGUAUUUCAACGUCUUAAUGAUGUUUUAUGUCGGUUAUAUGGUGUUCGAAUUACCCGCAGCCUUGAUUUUGCGAUACCUACCUCCGCCAGUGGUGUUUGGUUUCUCAGUAGUUCUAUUUGGUGUCAUCUCUUGCUCCGUUGCUGCUGUCCACUCCUACGGGGUUCUCAUGUUUCUUCGGGUCUUUCUUGGUCUGUUCGAGGCAGUCGUUCAAACGGGCAAUCUGUACCUAGCACAUUGGUAUUACCCUAAUGAGGUAGGAACGAGAUCUGCAUUUUUCUAUCUCCCAGCACCUAUCGCUGGCGCUGUUGGAGGCCUUAUCGCCUAUGGAGUACAGCGGAAUUUGGAAAAUAGCCACGGAAUCCCAGCAUGGCGGUGGUUAUUCAUCAUUGAAGGUGCUCCGACGAUAUUUUGGGGUCUGUUAGUUGUUGCCCUCUUACCGAAUUUCCCUGAGACCGUUGCAAAAAAGCGACACUGGCUAUUUCGACGACAUAAUGAACGGGAAAUGAUUUUGCAAAGAUGUAAAACAGCGAGAAAUGAACCAGGUUCGAAAGCAAAAUCUGUCCAGGUUUGGCUUGCUAUAAAAGACCCCAAAAGCUGGUUGCAGGCUCUAGUAGUUGGGGCAGUAUGUCUCAACGUCGCAGCCUUUGGGACAUUUUUGCCAACAUUCAUCCAACUUUUCGGAUUCUCUGCUUUAACGACACAAGUAUACACGAUCAUUCCUUACGCAUUCGGCGUCGUUACACUCCCCAUUGGCAACAUUCUUGCAGAUCGAUACGAUAAAAAGGGUGUACCCACCCUCAUAUGCCUCGGAGUAUGCCUCAUCGGGUAUAUUCUACUGCUGUCUAGUACAAACAAGGUUGUAUUGAUCGCUGGAUGUUGUUUUGUUUCCGCCGGGGCCUAUCCGGCCGUGAUCCUUUCGAGUGCCUGGGUUCUCAUUUCCAACGCUGGAUAUACCAAGCGAGCCACAGCAUGGGCUAUUGCUCAAAUCUUCAUCCAGUGUUACAGCAUCAUUAGUACACAGGUCUACACCGACCCACCCCGCUUCUUCAAGGGACACGGGACAUUGCUAGGGUUGAAUGCACUUGGUGUCGUUGCAGUUAUGAUCACCAUGUGGAUAUUCGAUCGCGAGAACAAACGGCGAGAUAUAGUGGCUGCUGAUUUUGCGGCUCGUGGAGAGAUCAAUCCAGAUAGCAAUAGGAGCUAUGAGGAUCUUUGUGACAAGCAUCCGGACUUUCGAUAUACCUUGUGA